Scophthalmus maximus (turbot) is the source of this 2252-nucleotide messenger RNA. It is a transcript of the gene scamp3, whose product is annotated as secretory carrier membrane protein 3. NCBI's taxonomy places the organism in Eukaryota, Metazoa, Chordata, Actinopteri, Pleuronectiformes, Scophthalmidae. Bases 438 to 1448 code for a protein of 336 amino acids. The transcript is spliced from 9 exons. The record is from RefSeq and is a predicted model, not a curated record. Gene Ontology annotation, cellular component: recycling endosome membrane; trans-Golgi network membrane. Gene Ontology annotation, biological process: protein transport.
GCGGUCACAUGACCGGCGGGCUACUUCCUGAGGCUCGGUUGUUUUUUCCUGCAGGACGGCGAAUGACGGAUCUGUUUUGAUCUCAUGCGACACCACGUAGCCGCUCAGCAGACCCCGACAGCCCGGGCCGAAGAGGAGGAACCUCCGGCGACGGGGGGCAUCCCACCACCACCAUCACCUUCAACCCGUCUGCAUCUGCUCAGUGUUCACGCGUUCUUAUUUUUCUUGAACGGGAGACAUGGUCACCGGAGGAGGGGCGGGUAGCUAGUACAAGUGGAUGCAACCCUAAACACCGCCCGGCUUUUGUUCUGGGGAACGGAACGAACGACGCGUAAAGGAGGUUGUUAUUGUUGUUUGUUUUUUUAAAUCCUUCUGGCAAGUGGUGGCUACUUCACAUUAGCUCGGGUUUUCAACCCCGAACACCCCCAGACGUCGACAUGUCGAAGUACACGAGCUUCCCGGACCCGGUGGACAACCCUUUCCAGGACCCCGCAGUGACUCAACACAGCAGCAACACAGGAUAUGCCACACUGGACCUUUACAACCCGUUUGACAACACGACUGGACCUCCACCACCAUAUGAAACCACCUCUCCCACUGCUCCAUCUGUGCCUGCGCAGACCCCACCAAGCAGGACAACGCCCACUGAGCCCCGCAACUAUGGCUCCUACAACUCCCAGACUGCGGUGAACGCCACCACGGCCGAGCUCCUGAGGAAGCAGGAGGAGCUGGAGAAGAAAGCCAAGGAGCUGGAGCGGAGAGAGAGGGAGCUGGAGUCGCACAGCCUGGGACCUGGAGCCUCCCGUCAGAAUAACUGGCCCCCGCUGCCCUCGUUCUGCCCCGUGGGCCCCUGCUUCUACCAGGACAUCGACGUGGAGAUCACCCAGCGUUUCCAGCGCACAGUCACCAUCAUGUACUACUUCUGGAUGUUCGGCACUUGCACGCUGCUCUUCAACCUGAUCUCCUCCCUGGCCAUGUUCUGCGUGGACCCCUCUGGCGGCGUGGGCCUGGGCCUCGCCAUCCUUUGGGGGCUCCUCUUCACCCCCUGCUCCUUCGUCUGUUGGUACCGACCCAUGUACAAAGCCUUCAGGAGUGACAGCUCCUUCAACUUCUUCCUCUUCUUCUUCAUCUUCUUUGCACAAGUGGUCGUCUACAUCAUCAUGACCAUUGGCAUCCCUGGAUGGGGUUUCAGUGGGUGGAUCGUGAGCCUGGCUGCUCUGAAUACCAGUGUCCCCGUCGGUGCGAUCAUGAUGAUCAAUGCCAUCUUCUUUACCUCCCAAGCAGCCAUGGGGGUCGUCAUGCUGAAGAAGGUCCACAGUCUGUACAGGCAGACCGACGCCAGCUUCCAAAAGGCCCAGGCGGAGUUCACCACCGGAGUCAUGGCCAAUCAGGCCGUACGCAACGCUGCUGCCAACGCGGCCCAAGGGGCCUUCACCGCACCUCGAUAGAGAGGUAACAAGUAGGGCUGGGAGGGUAAGAAGUGCAGGGGCUUUUCAUCUCGAUAGAGGAACAGUUUGGUCCUAAUGUCCCCACAGAUGAUUAGAAUUUGAUGAGGGCAGGGGGGGGGAUGUGUCUUUAUAAUCACCCUGGGACACUUAAACAAUAGGGCACUUGCAUGAGACGGAGGUGGUGUGGUCUAAUUUAAAAAAUGUGUGCAGAACAAAUUAGCUAUAUUGCCAAAACGGGAGUCAACAUGUCAUAAAUGUUGAUUGAAGGAACAGAAAAAAUGUUACGAGACGAGAUGUGAAGACUAUAAAAACGCUGAAGAUGUGUGAAAAUUGUCGCAGUUGUACCAAGUGUCACUGAAUGCUUUUUUUUUUAAUAUGAGGAGUCAAGUUGUGUGCCAAGUGGGACUGCUAGUGUGAAUAUUAUUUCCAAAUUCAAAUGACUCGGAUGUAAAUUGUGUUAACGAGGAGCCAUGUGUGCGACAAGUGGAAGAGUCGGAGGCGAAAACACUGAAACGUUGCCGUUCUAACAUUUGAUCCGCGACCGAGUGGAUCAGCUUCUGCCAGUCGUUUUUUCUUUUUGUUGCUCAAGUGUUAAACUAACAAGUUGUUUUGUUUCUAUUCCAAAUGAGAAUGCCUAUUUACCGUAUUGCCAAAACCUCUCAUCCCGUCAAGGUUAUGAACAUGUGUUGUUUUGGUUUCAAAUAUACCCGUCACUGGUCUGUUUUGUGCGUUGUUGUGUUAUGAUUAUUACCGUUCACUGUCUUGGUUCAAUGAAGAAUAAAAUUGUCUUGCUUAUACAGUCAA